Rhododendron vialii is the source of this 1947-nucleotide messenger RNA. RefSeq lists its product as uncharacterized. Gene Ontology annotation, molecular function: cysteine-type peptidase activity. The transcript has 12 exons. Lineage: Eukaryota; Viridiplantae; Streptophyta; Magnoliopsida; Ericales; Ericaceae. The record is from RefSeq and is a predicted model, not a curated record. Bases 1 to 1947 code for a protein of 648 amino acids. Gene Ontology annotation, biological process: proteolysis.
AUGCAUUUGGUCCAAUGUUUCAAUCCAGAAACCUGUAGCAUCGAAUUUAGGAGGGGCCUAAUUGUUCAUAUUACUGAAGAAGAUGUUGCAAGAGUUUUAGGGAUGCCAAUCGGGGACACACCCGUGCCUACGGAAUGCCUUGAAUUACACAGAACAAAAAUUGAAGAGGACUUUAAGGGAGGUUUUAAGGGGAUUGAAAUCGUGAAAUUGGAAAAAGUGAUUAAGGAAGGCGCUACUGAUGGGAAGUUUCAUAGGGCUUACAUGCUAUUUACAUUAGGAUGCUUGUUGUGCCCCACCACAAAGGAAGUUGCGGGGAAUAGAUUGUUCCCUGGGGUGAUUGCCGACGACCUUGAAACCUUAAAGACGUAUAAGUGGCCGGCCUUUGUGUUGGAUUGGUUGGUGAACGAGAUUCGAAAUUAUAAGGUUCGGGUAACCAAAGGUCGUGGACGGAAGGCGGAAGGAGUUGGUGGUAGUCUGUUCCUUUUGAUGGUCAUAUAUUUUGACUUACAUCCGUUGGAUGUUGAAAUUGGGGAGGAACCUGAGCCUCCUAUUGGCUUAUGGACAAAGGAAUUGAUCGAUAUUCGCAUUUCCAAAGAGGCGGAGGACAAGCCAAUUGAGGAUUAUUUUUUUUCUCAGUUCCCGCCCCAUAAUUUGAAAAAUCAGAUAUGCAUUGAUAUGUACAAAGAUUUCAUGCGUCAAUUUAUGAAUAACUUUAAAAGGUUGCAUGAAAUGGAUGCUGCUAUGGGCGAGCCUGUCGUUGGAAGCCCUGUUCUUCGAAGCCCUCAAGAUGGUUCACGGGCAGAACCUGUAGAAGAUGAAGGCCAUUCGCCACAAUUUAGUCCAAAUUUUGAACUACAUGAAUAUGAGGACCAGGGGGAGUGGGAGGAGGAGCAGGGGGAUCAGAUUCAUAAGGGGGACAAGGGGGAUCAUAUUCAGGAGCAGGGGGAUCAUAUUCAGGAGAAGGGGGAUGAGAUUGAGGAGGAAGAGGAGGUGGGCGGGACAUCGAAAAUCAUGGAUGGGUCGGCGUCCUGUAAGCGAAAGCAGGAAGCGGUGGCGAUCUCAACUGAUCCCACAAAGAGAAAACGUCGAAGAAAUGUGAAGCCGAGCCCAUCUAUUAAAUCUCCUUUUGUUGCACAACCCUUCGUCAAGACAACAAAAUUAAAGGAAGACGAAGAAUCAGUCAUUAACUAUCUUAUUAGGGGACCGACAAAUGAUUUAAGCGAGGUGUUGAUCCGUAUUCAAGGGGCAAAGUGGCCUCUUACUCGCAAGGAAGUUGCUCAAUCGUUUAAACCGAGGGGCCUUGUGUCUAAUAUGGUUAUGUACACUUUUACGGAUUGGCGAAUGCUGAAGGAAAGAGCCCAUGCGACCAAGGCUCAUCCAUCACGACACAUUUUCUCCCCAGCCUUUGCGUCCAAUCUACUUGCAAGUGAAAGUGACAAGUACAGCAAUGUAUUGCGGGAUGAUUGCGACCCUAAUAAACUAGGUUAUGACUUGUUAAAAUGCGACAUGCUUUUCUUGCCUGUGCUUGAAAGUGAACAUUGGUUUUGCGUUUGCAUAUCCCUUGUUGAGUCACGCGUUUUUAUUCUUGACUCAAUGAAAAGCGCGGGACAAAACUUGGAUCAAUUGGACCAAGUUAAAAUUUUACAAAAGAAUCUUUUUGCACUCCUGAAGAAGAGAUGUACGCGAAGUUCAAGAAAUGAUUCCCGCAUAUUUGAAGUUCAAUAUGCGGAUGUGGCACAACAGACAAACUUCCAUGAUUGUGGAAUUUAUGUCAUGAAGUAUGUGGACCGUUGGGAUGGUCGAACUUAUCCUUCGACUGAACUUCAUGGAGGUCAAAUUCCAACCAUUCUUAAUGAUAUAAUUGUUUGUAACUCUACAUGGACUCUCAAAGAUGUAUCAUUUAGCCUUGCCAAUAUGUCAUUGUUGGAGAUUAUGGGGAUACGUUGA